Medicago truncatula (barrel medic) is the source of this 1716-nucleotide messenger RNA. RefSeq names its product lysine-specific demethylase JMJ706. The record is from RefSeq and is a predicted model, not a curated record. Gene Ontology annotation, molecular function: histone demethylase activity. The coding region runs from base 1 to 1716 and encodes 571 amino acids. The transcript has 9 exons. Lineage: Eukaryota; Viridiplantae; Streptophyta; Magnoliopsida; Fabales; Fabaceae. Gene Ontology annotation, biological process: chromatin remodeling; regulation of gene expression. Gene Ontology annotation, cellular component: chromatin; nucleus.
AUGGUUGAAAAAAGUUCAAUUACUCACAAAUCGAGUAAAUUUGAUUUGGAUGAUCUAAAUUGGACAAACAUGAUUCCAGAAUGUCCAGUAUACCAUCCAUCAGAACAAGAGUUUGAGCAUCCUUUAGUUUAUCUGCAGAAAAUUGCUCCCGAGGCUUCUAAAUAUGGUAUAUGCAAAAUUGUUUCUCCAAUUAGUGCCUCUAAUCCUGCUGAGUUUGUCUUAAUGAAAGAGAAAAAGGACUUCAAGUUUGAAACAAUUGUACAGCCUCUUAGGCUUUCCAAAUGGAAUGAGAAGGAUAUAAUAACCUUCUCUAAGAGAGGAAGAAAAUUUACAUAUCAAGAAUUUGAGGCUAUAGCAAACAAGGCAUUUUCCAACAGAUUUUGCAGUUCAGAAGAUCUUUCUUCGUUAGAUAUCGAAAAAGCGUUCUGGCAUGAAAUGAUACAUGGAGAGAAGGGAACAGUUGAGUAUGGAGUCAACAUUGAGGGUAGUGUCUUUUCAUGCGAUCCUGAUGAUAAACUUGGAACAAGCAAAUUCAAUUUGAAGAAUUUGGCGCGGCUGCCGCAGUCUCCGUUGCGUUUAGUUGACAGAGGAAUUCCUGGAAUAACUGAUCCUAUGCUUUACAUUGGGAUGCUAUUCAGUAUGUUUGCAUGGCAUGUAGAAGAUCACUAUUUGUACAGCAUAAAUUAUCAUCACUCAGGUGGAAGUAAAACUUGGUACGGCGUGCCUAGCUCUGCAGCCUCUCAAUUUGAAAAGACUGUCUUGAAUCAUGUGUAUUGCAAAAAAAUCUUAGCAGAACAUGGAGAGAAUGGUGCAUUCCAAUUUCUUGCACAAAAAACAACCAUGUUCCCUCCUAAUGUCUUGUUACAACAUGAUGUGCCGGUUUACAAGGCGGUGCAAAAGCCAGGAGAGUUUGUCAUCACCUUUCCUAAUUCAUAUCAUGCUGGAUUUAGUCAUGGUUUUAACUGUGGAGAAGCUGUAAACUUUGCUAUUGGUGAUUGGUUUCCAUUUGGGGCUGCAGCAAGCAAACGUUAUGCACAUCUUAAAAUUCUACCUAUAAUUCCAUAUGAGGAACUUGUUUGUAAAGAAGCAAUGCUUAUCUACAAUUCCUCAAAAGACAGAAGUUACAAAAGCAAACUCGAAGUCAUGGCAUCUUAUUGUGCCAUUGAACAGUCUUUCUGGCAUCUUAUGCAAUAUUAUAAGACAUCACUAUCGCGAUUGAACAAUUCAAGAAAGUCAUCAAGCUCUUCAAAUACAUCAAUAGGUUCUGUAACAUGCAGCCUCUGCCAUAGGGAUUGUUACGUCGCUUACUUGUUGUGCAAGAAAUGCUAUUCACAUCCAAUUUGCCUUUUCCAUGACGUUGUGCCAAAAACUUGCUUAUGUGGGGGAAAAUAUACUGUUUUUAAGACGAAUGACAUGUCAGAACUCGAAGAUGCUGCCAAAAGUUUUGAACAGAAUGAUAAUCGGCAUGAAGAAAAAAGUGCUAGAAGAACUGUUAACUCUGCAAGGGCAGUAUCUUCUAAACUGAAAACAAGAUUAACGGACAACGUCAAGCACAAUGUUGAAAAGAAUCAAAAGAAGACAAAGAAUCGUCGUAGAAACAAUGCUUCUCCAUCGGUGAUGAGUGCCAAAAGACCUCGAACCCUUUAUAACUUGAGAAAACAUGAAUCAAAAUUGAUCAUAGAAGCUCCUGCAAUAUCUUCUCGUUUUGAGAUCUGA